GCUAUGAAAACUGAUAAUAUGUCUGAGGGAUGGCAAAGAGAUGUCAAAUAUAAGUUUUUUAUUUUCAACCAGUUCGAUGCCAACAUGACAAUCACAGAAGAAUCUAUGAUCGAGUUCAAGGCAUAUGAUGAUCAAUGGGGUUACUCUUCUUUUAUGCCAUUAGUUGAUCUUCUUGAUUGUAAAAAGGGGUUUAUUGUGAAUGAUGUAUGUAUUGUUGGUGUAGAAAUUUUUGUCUGUAAGUCAACACAUGAGAAACAGGUAAACCAAACUGUAAAUUUAACAUUUGAAAGUCUAGCUGGGCCUACUGAAGUUGAGGUCCCUGUGCCACAGAUUGAAGAUCAAUGCCAAGAUUUAGAAACUCUUUCACCAGAUUGCCAUGAACCUACUAUAGAUCCUGAUACAGAGUUAUUUACUGCACUGGGGAGAGUUCUUUAUUUUCUUAAGACUAGAAAAGUGAAAGAUAUGAAUGAGAAAGCUUGUAAAGAACUUCAAAUUUUAUGGGAUGAACUUAAGAAAUUUAAAUUUGAUCUUACAUGGCUAGAGCCACAAGUCCGAUCUGCCUUGGGAAUCCAUAGAUUUUUGGAGAAAGCUACUGAAGUAGAAAAGUUGAAGGAGAAUGUUGUAGUUCUAGAGCUGGAAACAGAGAAGCUAAAGACAAAGUUGAGUGCUGCUGAGGUAAAUCUUGAGGUAGAAAGAGACUUGUUGAAAGCCAAAGGCGUCAAAGAAAUAGAUUUUGAUUCUGAAUUGGGAUGUGGGAGUUUGGUACCAUAGAUCUAUAG
Messenger RNA from Vicia villosa (hairy vetch), 779 nucleotides. RefSeq names its product MATH domain and coiled-coil domain-containing protein At3g58250-like. NCBI's taxonomy places the organism in Eukaryota, Viridiplantae, Streptophyta, Magnoliopsida, Fabales, Fabaceae. Gene Ontology annotation, molecular function: protein binding. Bases 4 to 771 code for a protein of 255 amino acids. The record is from RefSeq and is a predicted model, not a curated record. The transcript has 2 exons.